Molecule: messenger RNA, 1253 nt
Organism: Trifolium pratense (red clover)
Lineage: Eukaryota; Viridiplantae; Streptophyta; Magnoliopsida; Fabales; Fabaceae
Exons: 2
Coding region: 275-1129 (284 amino acids)
Source: RefSeq, a predicted model, not a curated record
AGGACUAAUCCAAUUUUCAUGGGAUUUCUCAUCCAUUUUUAGAAUUUUGUUUCACACUUUUGUUCAAGAAGAAUUGAAUAACGGCGACAAGAUCGGACACAAAUCUAAAACACAAACCACACCCACUCUUUGCAUAUCAUAGGAAAUUUGAAUCCCUUCCGUAUCGCAUGGAACAUAAAACAACACUUUUUCCUUCAUUUCUCAAAUCCUCAAAACAUCAACAACAUAUCAAAAUCUUGUUCAACACUUGUCUUAUUUUUCUUCCAAUAUUCAUAUGGAAUCCCCAAAUACAAUACCACCGAUUAAUACAAACAAAAACAAACGUCAUUUAUUCAAAUGCUUCAAACCGGAUGAUGUUGUAGAAUCGCCACGUCGGAAAGCAAGAACUAAUAGUGACCCGCUUCUUAGUUACCUUGUCGUGGCCGAGAAGCAAGGCAUGGUGUUGCCUACCAUGUUGUCGUCCACUAUGACUGGGUCAAAAGGUGGCGCCCCGGAUGGAAGUGCAAGUCGUCGGCGAAAGUUUGGUAAAGAAAAGUCUCAUCGACUUCGUCAAGCUAUAAUUAGGGCUUUAAAUCAUACAUCAUUGGGCAAGAAAUUUAUUAAUAGAACUAAAAUAAACAACAAUGAAAAUACUUGGAGCAAAUCAUCAAGGUUCAACAAGUUAGAAGGAGAAGGUGAUAAAAUCUCGAACACAAAUCAUAAAGAAGAACCACAAAGAAUCAAUUCAUUUAAUGAUUCAUCAUCUCAUCAUUCACCUACAUUCACCCCUUCUACAUUAUCAUCUUCUACAUGUUCAAGUAGAUCCCAAGGUUCACAUAUUUGGGGUUUCUCCUCUGAAUUGUAUCCAACAACAAUGAAUGGAAUUGAGGUGAAACAAGAAGUUGUAGAGUGUAGAAAAUAUUUUGGUUUAAACAUGGGUUUGUGUUUGCUUUUUUUGACUAGUCUUUUGGUUUUGACUUUGUUGGGUAAGUUUUGUGCUAUACUAUGCACUUCAAUAGGGUUCUUUGUGGUGCAUUAUUGGCAGAAAAAAUGGUGUAAUGAGGAGGAUAUGUGUGAAGAGAGCAUUGAGUUUGAUUCGGCUAGGUGUAAGAGGUUGAUCAUGGAAGAUUUGUCUAAAAAAGAGUUGUGAAGGAGACCCUUCUUAUAAUUUUUCUUAUUCUAUUUCUUUUUCAUUUUGUAAUUUAAGGUUUUGAUUCAAACUCAAAUGACAUGCAUUCUUUGCAUCAAUGUAUUUUUCAUAUAUGUUCUACUUG